AUGAAGAGGCUUAAUGCCCCUAAGCAUUGGAUGCUUGACAAACUUGGUGGUGCAUUCGCCCCGAAGCCAUCAUCUGGACCACACAAGUCUAGGGAGUGCCUUCCGCUUGUUCUUAUCCUCAGGAACAGGUUGAAGUAUGCUCUUACCUACCGUGAAGUGAUUUCCAUCUUGAUGCAAAGGCAUAUCCAAGUUGAUGGUAAAGUGAGGACUGACAAGACCUACCCUGCUGGUUUCAUGGAUAUUGUGUCUAUCCCAAAGACAAACGAGAACUUCCGUCUUCUCUACGAUACCAAGGGACGUUUCCGUCUACACUCCGUCAAGGAUGAGGAAGCCAAGUUUAAGCUUUGCAAAGUCCGUUCUAUCCAGUUUGGGCAGAAGGGGAUUCCUUACCUGAACACGUACGAUGGUCGUACAAUCCGUUACCCUGACCCUCUCAUCAAGCCUAAUGACACCAUUAAGCUCGAUCUGGAGGAGAACAAGAUCGUAGAGUUCAUCAAGUUUGAUGUUGGCAAUGUUGUGAUGGUGACUGGAGGUAGAAACAGAGGGCGUGUUGGUGUGAUUAAGAACCGUGAAAAGCACAAGGGAAGCUUCGAGACGAUCCACAUUCAAGACUCAAUAGGACACGAGUUUGCAACAAGGUUGGGGAAUGUGUUUACUCUCGGCAAAGGAACAAAGCCGUGGGUGUCUCUUCCUAAGGGUAGAGGUAUCAAGCUGACCAUCAUCGAGGAAGCUAGGAAGAGGCUCGCUGGACAACAGGCUGCUUAA
Molecule: messenger RNA, 765 nt
Organism: Microthlaspi erraticum
Lineage: Eukaryota; Viridiplantae; Streptophyta; Magnoliopsida; Brassicales; Brassicaceae
Source: the annotation of a GenBank genome assembly